Molecule: messenger RNA, 762 nt
Organism: Patella vulgata (common limpet)
Lineage: Eukaryota; Metazoa; Mollusca; Gastropoda; Patellidae
Product: high affinity choline transporter 1-like
Exons: 6
Coding region: 1-762 (253 amino acids)
Biological process (GO): transmembrane transport; choline transport; acetylcholine biosynthetic process
Cellular component (GO): plasma membrane
Molecular function (GO): choline:sodium symporter activity
Source: RefSeq, a predicted model, not a curated record
AUGGCGGUGAACAUUCCUGGAAUAAUCGCUGUAGUUGUGUUUUACUUGAUUAUUCUUGCUAUUGGAAUUUACGCGGGAAGAAAAACCGCCAAAUCCAGCAACACAGAAGAACUUUUGGUAGCCAACCGUGGAAUGGGAUUAAUUGUUUCGUUUUUUACUAUGACUGCUACUCUGGUUGGAGGAGCCUAUAUCAAUGGAACUGCAGAAAUUAUGGCAUCUAAUGGAAUUGUAUGGACGCAAGCCCCAGUAGCAUACUGCUUAGCUUUCCUGAUAGGUGGUAUUUUUUAUGCGCCCAGGAUGAGGAGAGCUGGUUAUAUCACCAUGUAUGAUCCAUUUCAACUUAAGUUUGGUAACCGUGUUGGUGCCUUGAUGUGUGUGCCACAGUUUCUGGGAGAUCUCUUCUGGACGGCAGCAAUUUUAGCAGCGUUAGGUUCUACGAUAUCUAUAAUAUUAGAUAUUGACGAAACAAUGGCUAUUAUUAUAUCAGCAUGUGUGGCUGUAUUCUACACGUUCCUUGGAGGUUUGUGGUCAGUUGCUUUAACCGAUGUCGUUCAACUGAUCUGUAUUGCUGUAGGAUUGCUUAUAGCUGUGCCAUUUGCAAUGACGCAUCCAUCUGUAGAUUUUAGUACAGUCAGUGAAACGUGGCAGGGUAAAAUAGAGACAACACAGAUAGGAAGUUAUAUUGAUGUAUAUGGUCUGCUUCUUCUAGGUGGUAUACCAUGGCAGGAAUAUUUAAGCAGUAAAGAAAUACACAACAAAUAA